AUGGCUUAUUUAUUAUUGUAUGUGGAUGAUAUUAUAUUAACAACAUCAUGUGAUGCUCUCCUCUACUCUAUCAUCACUAAACUAAGUACUGAAUUUGCUAUGAAAGACUUGGGUGCUUUGAGCUAUUUUUUGGGUAUUGUUGCUCAUCGUCAUGCAUGUGGUCUCUUUCUCUCCCAGCAUAAGUAUGCUGCAGAAAUUAUUGAUCGUGCUGGGAUAUCUUCUUGUAAGCCAUCUCCAACUCUAGUUGACACUAAGCCAAAGUUGAGUGCUGCUGCUAGCACCCCUUAUGAGGAUCCUUCUCAUUAUCGUAGUUUGACCGACGCUCUUCAGUAUCUCACAUUCACCCGGUCGAAUAUCUUGCAUGUUGUUCAGCAGGUGAGUUCACACAUGCAUGACCCUUUGGGACGAGCAUAUGCAUGA
Beta vulgaris subsp. vulgaris (sugar beet) is the source of this 420-nucleotide messenger RNA. RefSeq lists its product as uncharacterized. NCBI's taxonomy places the organism in Eukaryota, Viridiplantae, Streptophyta, Magnoliopsida, Caryophyllales, Amaranthaceae. The transcript has a single exon. The coding region runs from base 1 to 420 and encodes 139 amino acids. The record is from RefSeq and is a predicted model, not a curated record.